UGUGCUUCAUAAUAUUCGCGCAUGAACACUAGUAGUAUCAACGUGAAUCGAAAUAGUGAAAUCGAAUAGUAAAAUCAGGAAACAUGAAGAUGCAAUUUUCGGUAAUUGUGUUCGCCAUCGGACUCAUUACUAUACAGCCGGAAUUAGGAAGGGCGUUGAAGUGUUUUGAAUGUAAUCCUGCUCAAAAUGAUUGUAAGCUGUCAGAAAAUGUUGUGCUGAAGGAGUGUCAAAUUAUAACAACUCCAAAACCGGCCAGCUCCAGCACUUCGGUAAGCUCGUCAACAUCUUCGGGAAGCCCGGCAACAGCUUCGUCGACAGGCUCGUCAACAUCUUCGGAAAGCCCGGCAACAGCUUCGUCGAUAGUCUCGUCAACAUCUUCGGAAAGCCCGGCAACAGCUUCGUCGACAGUCUCGUCAUCAUUUUCGUUAAGUCCUCCGGGAAAAGGGGAAAGUGAUGCGUCAAGCGAUCAAUCACCGAGUAAUGAAAAUGUUAAUAGAAAGCGUAGGAGUAUGAUCAACCCUUUGUUACAAGGAUAUCAGGUCGACACAUACGCUGAGGAGAGUCGGUGUUAUAGCAUUAUUAAGACGGUAAAUGGAUCAGAAGUCACGGAACGUGGUUGUACGGAAAGCGCGAAAUUCUGCGAAAAUAAAGAAGGAUGUAAACUCUGUGACACCGAUGAAUGUAACAAUGGAGCGUCAAAUAUUGUUUUUUCAUCUAUGAUUUUGUCCAUGGCAAUAAUCGUACUUUUUACGAAAUAGACUUGUGAAUUUAUGCGUUGUGAAAUGAAUUUUUUCGAGGAUCCGAAAUGCCCUGAAUUAUAACAAAUUCUUUGUUUACCCUUGAAAAAUAACGAUAUUUAAUCGAAAUAUUUAGCUUCACAUACAAGACUUGAUACAUUCGAUGAGAGUUUUACGAAUAACACUUGCAAUUACAGUUAGAAUCCCAAAUUAUUGUAUUUAUGUUUAUCUAAUUGUGAAAUAAAAGAUUGUUCAUUGUUAGAUA
Eufriesea mexicana is the source of this 1002-nucleotide messenger RNA. RefSeq lists its product as uncharacterized. Lineage: Eukaryota; Metazoa; Arthropoda; Insecta; Hymenoptera; Apidae. The record is from RefSeq and is a predicted model, not a curated record. The coding region runs from base 84 to 758 and encodes 224 amino acids. The transcript has 4 exons.